This is a messenger RNA of Cannabis sativa, 668 nucleotides long. RefSeq lists its product as uncharacterized. The transcript is spliced from 2 exons. The record is from RefSeq and is a predicted model, not a curated record. NCBI's taxonomy places the organism in Eukaryota, Viridiplantae, Streptophyta, Magnoliopsida, Rosales, Cannabaceae. The coding region runs from base 223 to 537 and encodes 104 amino acids.
GGACGCUACGAAAGAAAUGGUAAACUUGCAAAGUUUCAUUGUUUGAUGUGAACUCAUUCUUCAUUGAAUCUAACUAAUUGUAUACGUUUGCAGUUGUCGACGUUGGACCUUUUGUUUGAGGAGAAUAGGUCGAAGAAUGUGACUUUCGUGGAUUUCGGAAUUGACAGGAAAGAUCGCGGGCUUCCUCAACAAGACAAUGACCGAGAUUGCGGUGUAUACGUCAUGAAGUACAUGGAGGCUGUGGCCAAUGAGGAAGAAGUAGUUGAUCAGUUUCACCCGGUUGAGGCACGUUUGGAAAUCGCUGCGAGGAUCAUAACUGAUGAACAAAAUGAAAUUCGUACCAAAGUGGUUGAAGAUCGUAGGGCUGCACAAGGCAGCUCAUUUGCAUCAUCCUCGGCCCCUUUGCGUAGUCCGUCAAAGUCUCCACGCGAUCCUCGGUUCAGUACAGCGAAGUCUCGCCAUGAAAACAUGUUUCCCCCGUCAAGAGCCUCCCCUAGGUUUCAGUCUAGCAAGACUAAGAUUUCAUAUGGUGAAUAGUCUGUAAAAAACACAUGUGUUAUUAAUAGGUUGUGUUAUUAGUGUGUUGUGUAGUUUGGAUUUGGGAGCAUAGGUUGUGUUAUUUGUGUGUUGUUUAGUUUGGAUUUGGGAGCAUUUGGAUUUAGACAUCU